UUGCAAAACCAACGAAAAUCACACCCGUCGAGGACAUAGUGCCAAAAGAGGAAAUAACACCAGUGGAGCCGCCUAAACCGAAACCUGAACCGGGCAGACCACCGAGCAGAUCAGGUGCCUGCAGAGUAUGUUUGAAAUCCUUCAAACCCGAUGAUUUCGCCCGCAUAUGCGGCGAGUGCCAGUUCAAGGUCUGUGAGGAUUGUGCCUCAUACUCAGAAGCCCAGAACUACGAGGACUCAGCAAUAUGGCGCUGCAGUGUUUGCCGACGUAAAUUAGCAUCUCGAGGUCAGCCAAUUGUAACUCAAGAAUCAACAGACUCACUGCUGGAAGUACCAGUGCUGGAGGCACUACAAAGGCGGCACAGUGAUGCACGACUUAGCUGUCAAGCGGGUGGACAAACACCAGGUCUGGGCAGUGGUCUUGCACCGCCCAGAAGUCCAGAGCUCAGAAGACACUCAGAUGUCUCACCUGCUAGUCUCAAGGAGCUCGAGAAGUUUCGAAAGGUUGCAGGAGAGCGCCGAGAGGAGCUCAGAUGGGAGAAGGAGCUCGAGAGAAGGAGCAAGUCACGAGGUGGAUCACCAGAUCGGCAUCAGGGACGAUCUUCAAGCCCUCAGAAAGCAGUCAAGACCCCCUCAACAGACCAAGAGACAGGUGACAUUGGCGAGGACGAGGAUGAACGUCGGAGACGAGCGGUGAGAAGAAGCGGCACAGUGAGACGAAAAUCACGUGUAACAAAGCAACACUCUUACGAUGAAGAGAGCAGUGGUGGUGGUGGUGGUCAGUCUAGCCAUCCUGAUACAGGUCUCGGGCUGCCGGUCCAGUUGCCGCGUAGAGCGUCGGCUUACGACGUGUAUGCGACACCCGGAAGCGGUGGCCUGAACGCCAUGGCUAUCGCUGCUGCCCAACAGAGAGCCUCAAUAUCCAAUCAGGGCUCGAGGGAUGCGGAGGAUAGAUCACCAGGCAGAAGACCGUCGUUCAGGGCCGUCAAACCCGUGAUGACAUACGAUAUGGCGGGCGAAGAAGAGAAGAUAAUAAAUUUGGAUGCUACCGCUGGAUCGGAAGUAUCAGUUCAAAGUGAUGAACCACGGGAGUCAAGACCGAGAACACGACGCGCUUCAAUGCUACCAGAUAUCAAUAUGGUGAGAAGUCUUCCAUCAGUGCCAAAAGCAACUCCACCAGUCGUUGCUCGUGUGGCUGCGGAAGAUCGCGAAUUACCACGACAGGGAAGUUUAGCAGAGGGCGAGGGGAUCAAGAUUGUUAUUCACGAUGUGGACAGUGAUCUAGCUCCGAGGGUCAAUACUAAAAGGAGGGUGGUACUCAGAAAAGAUUCGAUGCUGAUGGAAAAAGGACACAGAACACGUGGUUUUGGUAUGCGAGUGCUGGGCGGUAAAUCUGGUACAGACGGACGUCUCUACGCUUCAAUCGUAUGGACAGUGCCCGGGGGACCGGCAGAAAAAGUUGGACUACAGAAGGGCGAUAAGGUUUUGGAGUGGUCAGGCGUAUCCCUCAUCGAUCGCACGUUUGAGGACGUCGCACAGAUAAUCGAGCACACCGGCGAUGUGGCUGAAAUCGUCGUCGAACCCCUUUCUGAUAUGGAUAACUGUAGUGUCGAUCUAAUGGACGAAGCCGGAAUACCUCCCCCCGGGGGAAAAACAUCGGGAAAUCUUGGUCUUCAGUUAGACACGGAAACGGACAAAACACCGUCAUCGCCAACUCGCAGGAAACUGCCAAAGACGCCGGAGCAAAUAGCUAAGGAACGUCAAGUAACCGGCAGGAUACAGAUACAAGUCUGGUACGAGGUGGACACCAAGGAAUUAGUGGUGUCUGUGCUCGGUGGUGAUGAGCUCUGCCCUCGCGAGGACAGCUCACCACCCGAGGCAUUCGCCAAACUGGUGCUCUUGCCACCAUGCGGUGAGAAGAGCAGUCUGCAGACAGAUGUUGCUGAGCGAGCUCAGAAUCCAAUAUGGAAUGCCAAUUUGACAUUUCCGGGUAUUGCGGGUGAGAAACUUAUUGAAAGAACCAUCGAAGUGACUCUGUGGGACUUCCAGGCGGACGGUGAAAAUGUUUUCCUCGGCGAAUGCGUUGUGAAUCUGGAGAAUGCCAUCGAAGCUGACCGGGCUAUUUGGUACAGAUUGGAAGACCCGAGGGGCUGGCGUUCUGGAAAAUCCCCAUAUGCUUCACCCCGGGGAUCAGUAUCAGCUGAGGUAUCAAUGAUAGCCCAGAGAUUGCUCCGCCGUGAUGUACGCGAAAGAAGCUACAGCGACGACACCCAGACGCAGAGUGAGAGCGGCAGUCCUGAGCCCUAUUUCCUCCAUCCCGACCAUGCUUGGCAGGCAAACUCAAGACGCGGCUCAUCUCAAUCCGAGCAGCUCGAGAUUGAGCCUUACGAGUUGAGCAAAGACUACAGUAGAUCAUUGCCUGGCAGUCGUAGAAGUAGUUUUCAGAGCCAGGGAGGGACUGACAGUAAACGGGGCAGUAUUGGUGACACCGACACACCACCUGUUUACUACAGUCGUGACAGACGACGCAGUUCAGUGGCAAGAACAGCGAGAAAUCAUGAGGAGGUGUUAAAAUCACUUCAGAAAAUAGCAGCAAGAGGUGAACUUGGAAGAACAAUGAGUUUAUCCAAUGAAAAAAGACGCGGCAGCCGGCGAGAUGAGCGAAGGGACAGCAUCAAUCGGGGGGAGAGGAGGGACAGUAUGGGACAAACGAUGAUGGGAUUUCCUGAACGAUUUUAUGACAGAAAUAGUGAGUCCGAUGAGGAUGACAAGUGGAGUCAGUCGAUGAAAAAUGAAAAUGGCUUGGAUUUGAAGUUGGGUCCUGGACAAGUGGCACCGAGAGGAGUCAAACUCCUUGGAGCAAUGGGAAAUGGUGAGGUACAACUUGCCCUGUUUCUCAGCAAGGGAACACUCGAGGUUGAGGUGAUAACCGCACGAGACAUAUGUCCAGGUGAACGGGAAGAACCAGACACUUACGUAAAAACAUAUCUGAGAGACGGUGAACGUUGGCUACACAAAAGGAAGACUCGAGUUGUGCGUCGUUCACGAAAUCCCCAGUACAGGCAGACCCUCAAAUACGGAAGUUGCGAUGCACUGGGGAGAAAUUUACUAGUGAUGCUUUGGGAGAAGAAGCAGGGCUUCGAGAGUAAUCAGGGCCUCGGUGGUGCUGAAGUUGAUCUUGAACUACUGCCACUGACCAAGUUGUCAGUUGGUUGGUAUCCACUAUUUCCAAUACACACCCUAGGCACUCACAAUGCUGAUUCACCCUGAUGGUUGAGGGAAAAAUGGGCUCUAGAAGCUGGUGAACUCGAUCUCAGACUGAGUCUGCUGCUCAAGGAUGAGACUGAGUCGGUUGUCAAGAUAAUAUCUUGAUAAAAAAUAUGCUGAAUAUCCGUGGCUCUAUUACUACUGUAAUUUAUUCGUUCAUUGGAGACGAUUUUUUUGAGAAAUAUUUCCUUCAGAAUGACAAUCAUUACACGAGUUUCGUUUGUGGAUGAAUGGGAUAUAAUAGAUACAUUAAUAAAAUCGUAGAUGUAGAUUAGCUUCUUAACUAUGAGUGGUAAAAUUUUAAGUGGGGAAAGGUGAAAAAAAAUAUUCAUCAUUAGUGAGAGAAAAAAAAGAAAAAUGAUAAUUCAGCAUUGAAGUGGUAAAAUAGGAUAAGUCAAUGCAAUUUAUAGAUCACAAAAUAAUUUUUCCGAUCGUAGUUUCUUCCUUCAAAUUUUUUUUUUGACAUCAUUUUUGGUUAAA
Molecule: messenger RNA, 3746 nt
Organism: Diachasma alloeum
Lineage: Eukaryota; Metazoa; Arthropoda; Insecta; Hymenoptera; Braconidae
Product: regulating synaptic membrane exocytosis protein 1
Exons: 20
Biological process (GO): calcium ion-regulated exocytosis of neurotransmitter; regulation of membrane potential; regulation of synaptic plasticity
Cellular component (GO): presynaptic membrane; cytoskeleton of presynaptic active zone
Molecular function (GO): transmembrane transporter binding; small GTPase binding
Source: RefSeq, a predicted model, not a curated record